Messenger RNA from Megalobrama amblycephala (Wuchang bream), 2649 nucleotides. RefSeq names its product protocadherin gamma-C5-like. Gene Ontology annotation, molecular function: calcium ion binding. Gene Ontology annotation, cellular component: plasma membrane. The transcript has a single exon. The record is from RefSeq and is a predicted model, not a curated record. NCBI's taxonomy places the organism in Eukaryota, Metazoa, Chordata, Actinopteri, Cypriniformes, Xenocyprididae. Gene Ontology annotation, biological process: homophilic cell-cell adhesion. The coding region runs from base 169 to 2634 and encodes 821 amino acids.
AAUGAUGUGAGCUGUAGAGCGAGAGGAAACAUGAACGCUUUAUGAGGCUGAUCACCACAAUGAGGAUACGUUGAGUAGACGCUUAUUUGAAAAUGGAGAAUGACAUUCUGAUUUUCUAUGGAUAUAAUAUAAAGAUUUGUUGAUGGGAAUAUCAAGCGCAACAGAGAAAUGAGGCACAGGAGGAUCGGGGGAUGGAAAUGGGCAGCGCUUUGGCUGUUCGCUUUCUCUCUAUUGUGGAAUACAGUUGGAGCUCAGAUUCGCUACACAAUACCUGAAGAGUUAAAGGAAGGAUCUAUCGUUGGGAAUAUCGCGAAGGAUCUUGGUUUUGACAUCUCAGAUAUCGCCGAGCGUAAGUUGCGGUUAGCAUCUGAGUCAAAUAGACAGUAUUUCAAUGUGGAUUCAGGGAAGGGUGAUCUGGUAGUUAAUGGCAGAAUAGACAGAGAAACGCUCUGUGGACAAAGCGCCAGUUGUCUGAUGCCACUGCAGAUCGUUAUUGAGAAUCCAUUACAGUUACAUAAAGUUGAAAUAGAAAUACAAGACAUUAAUGAUAAUGCACCAAACUUUCAUACUAAAGAUGCCACAUUAAAAAUAUCUGAACUGAUUUCUCCAGGUGCGCGAUUUACCCUUGAAAGUGCCGAGGACCUCGAUGUUGGCAGCAAUAGCCUAAAGACUUAUUCACUGAGCAAUAACAAUUAUUUCCGUGUUAAUGUUAAAACUUUAAAAGAUGGAAGAAUGGUACCUGAACUUGUGGUUGAAAAACCUUUAGAUAGAGAGAAACAGUCUAUACACAAGCUAAUAUUAACAGCUCUGGAUGGCGGUAAUCCAGUAAAAUCUGGCACAUCAUUAUUGCAAAUAAUUGUUCAGGAUAUAAAUGACAACGAACCAACAUUUGAAGUUACUGCAUACAAAGCAUCUGUUCUAGAAAGCGCCAUUGUUGGUUCAAGUGUGAUAAAAAUAAAAGCAACAGAUUUGGAUGAAGGUCCUAAUGCUGAAAUACAAUAUUCAUUCGGUGCGCACACGCCUGAACUCGUAAGAAAUGUUUUUGGUGUAAACACUGAAACCGGCGAAAUAACAGUAACUGGAAAACUAGAUUACGAGACUAAAAAAUCGUAUACGUUUGAUGUUUGUGCUAAAGACAAAGGAAAUCCAGAGCUCGAGGGACAGUCAUCGGUUCAGAUAGAUAUCAUAGAUGAGAAUGACAAUCCUCCAGAGAUUAUACUGACAUCUUUACCGAGCCCAGUUCCUGAAAAUGCAACGGUGGGAACUGUGGUGGCUCUGAUUACCGUCAAAGAUUUGGAUUCCGGUAAUAAUGGCAAAGUCGAGCUAAUUGUCUCUCCGGAUGUUCCUUUUAAAGUGAAACCCUCUUUCGAUAAUCACUAUUCGUUGAUAACGGACUCAUUAUUAGAUCGUGAGGUUAAUUCUGAAUAUAAUGUAAAAAUACAGGCCAUGGACUCCGGUGUACCACCCUUAAAAACUGUGAAGACGUUAAAUGUUAAAGUGCUUGACGUGAAUGACAAUCCUCCAGUAUUCUCACAGUCCUCAUAUAAUGUUUACAUAAACGAAAAUAAUCUGGCAGGUGUUUCAUUGUUUUCUGUGUAUGCGACUGAUAUUGACCGAGACAAGAACGCUCUACUCACUUAUUCAGUUCUGGAUUUAAGUUCAAAUCCCGUUCCAGCAUCAUCUUAUUUUUAUAUCAACUCUGAGAACGGAACUAUUUACAGCAUGAGCUCAUUUGAUUAUGAGAAAACGAAAUUAAUCAGCAUUGUAGUUCAGGCUAAAGAUCAUGGCUCUCCAUUUCUGAGCAGUAACGCCACAGUUCAUGUGUUUAUUCUGGACCGGAACGAUAACGCACCUGCUGUCAUUUACCCGUCCGCAUCCAUGGGGUCUGUCUCUCAUCAGAGGAUGCCCCGUUCUGCUAAAGCAGGACAUCUCGUUACUAAGGUAACAGCAGUGGACGCGGACUCGGGUCAUAACGCCUGGCUCUUCUACAGGCUCGCGGAGGCCACGGACGCGUCACUGUUCAGUGUGAAUUUACAUACGGGAGAGGUGAGGACUAAACGCGCUGUUUCAGAGCAGGAUGACUCCUCUCAGAGACUGAUGAUAGAGAUAAAGGAUAAUGGAGAACCGAUCCAGUCCACCACAGUCACAGUGGAUAUACUGAUAGAGGACGGGUUUCAUGAGCCCAUCUCAGACUAUCGUGAGAAAACUAUCGAGCCCAACAAGAAAAAUGGCAAAAUCACAUUAUAUCUGAUCAUCUCUUUGGCUUCUGUGUCCUUGUUGUGUCUGAUGACGUUUUUCAUCUUAUUGGUGAAAUGUGCGCGAGGCAGUAGAGGCGGCUCAAGCUGCUGUAUCAGGAGAACUGAUUCUGAAUACAAGAACCCCAACAGAAACCUGCAGAUCCAGCUCAACACUGACGGGCCCAUUAAGUAUGUGGAGGUUCUGGGAGGAGACAUGAUGUCUCAGAGUCAGUCCUUUGGCUCCUAUCUCUCUCCAAUGUCAGAAUUCAGUGAUCUCACCCUCGUUAAGCCCAGCAGCACCACAAACUUUACAGACACGCUAAACGUGCUUGAUGCGUCAUUACCAGACAGCGCGUGGACGUUCGAGAGCCAACAGGUGAGAAAGAACAAUAACUAAGCAUCAUUGGAGAAU